Penicilliopsis zonata CBS 506.65 is the source of this 1155-nucleotide messenger RNA. RefSeq lists its product as hypothetical. The record is from RefSeq and is a predicted model, not a curated record. The coding region runs from base 306 to 989 and encodes 227 amino acids. The transcript has a single exon. Lineage: Eukaryota; Fungi; Ascomycota; Eurotiomycetes; Eurotiales; Aspergillaceae.
AGAACGAAAUACCGCCGAUCAGGUCUUGUACAGUUCCGUAUAAUACAGCGCAUUACCAUACCGAGCCGCCGCUCCCUGCGCCGCCCCAUAUAGAUAGGAAGCCACUGCCACUGCCACUCUCCUUUCGUUUGCUCUUUUCAUCUCCCCUGCGGCUGGCGUCCUCUCAUUGAAUUCUUCUUUUCAUCCUCAUCCUCGUCGUUGCGGGAGAGAAAAUAUAAGGCAACGAAUAUUUCCUCUUGCAACCUUUGAAUCCGGAUUUUUUUGACCAUUCUCUGGUCUCUCUUCUCCGUCCCCCCCCAGUCACCAUGGCGCCGAACAAGCCAGUGCUCCAUCCGCUCAAAACGCCCAAGUCGAUGACUUUUCCGUCGGAGCUGAAGGACAAGACCAAGAGCGAGGAUAGCAGUGCGACUCCAAUCUCGCCGCCGCUGGCGUAUACCGAGUUUCUAAAAGCCCUCACGCCCAUCUUCACCAGCCCUGUCAGUGCAGGCGGCGCCUUCCCCGCCUUUGCCUGUUCGCCCACCUCGACCCCGUCCAGUGCAACCAGCCUGUCCUUCUCGGCCACAGGCAGCGCAAAACCCUCUUCCUCCUCCUUUUCAUCGACCUCUCCUCACUCCUCAUCUUCCUCAUCAUCUGCCACCUUGUCGGGGAAAAAUCUCCCCCCGGCGUCACCUGCAACUGCACCCAAGUCGGCCCACUCGGCGAGGCCGGGCCCUCUACGGCGCCUGCGCAUUCCACUGUCGGCAGGCUAUCCAUACUCGCCCACGCUCGAGUCGCCAAGGUCAGCCAGCACACUACGAUCACCGUAUUCGGCAAUCGAGUGGAAGACGCGGUAUCUGGAGUCGCAGUCGCCGCGUAGCGCCACCGGCAGUAGGCAUGUCAGCGUGCGGCAGGUUGUUACUCGCACCGUGACCUACAAGCGCACGCCGCUUGAGCCGCCACCCAAGGGGAAACGCAGGAAAACGUCAAACGAAGUUGAGGCAGAGAAAUAGCCAGAUCCAAUCCCUCAUUAUUUAUCGCGGGGGAAGGGGAAGGGUUGCGGUCCUAAAAUCGGGUUCCUUUGGUCUACUCCAUUCGCCAUUUCAUAUCCUUCUUUUUUUUUCUUUCCCUUUUUCAACCCACUCUCAUAUCUCAGCGAUUUGCUCUAUCUUUGUUAAU